Messenger RNA from Triplophysa dalaica, 1695 nucleotides. It is a transcript of the gene pgap4, whose product is annotated as post-GPI attachment to proteins GalNAc transferase 4. The transcript has 2 exons. Gene Ontology annotation, biological process: GPI anchor biosynthetic process. Gene Ontology annotation, molecular function: glycosyltransferase activity. Gene Ontology annotation, cellular component: Golgi membrane. NCBI's taxonomy places the organism in Eukaryota, Metazoa, Chordata, Actinopteri, Cypriniformes, Nemacheilidae. The coding region runs from base 271 to 1446 and encodes 391 amino acids. The record is from RefSeq and is a predicted model, not a curated record.
AAAACGAUGAGUCGCCAUCACUUUGCUCUCUGAUUCCGGUGUACGCUAGUUCGUUGCUGUAGUUCACGUAUGGCGGAAGGUCUCGAAAUAUUAUGAGAGAUAACGGGCCGUAUGUGGAUUUUGAAGUUUACACACAUAUGCGCGAGCUUCAGGGACGUGGAGUCAUUCACUGGAGGUAAAUCUGGGUCGCCUCACCCGAAACACAUACGUCACGGGUUCUGAAGACUGGUGUGACACUCCGAGUUGUAAUCUCUGGUUCAAGGGACGCAGAUGCCUCCUCGAUGGAGAACCUGUAUCAACAAGCCCCUACACUGGUCAAGCCCUGUAGUCCAAGGGCUGAUUUUAUGUGUUUUAACUUUUGGAGUUAUAAUGCCUAUAUGUUGCCAUCGUUUACUGUACUCCUAUUAUUUUUUAAAGACAGUUUAUCUUGAUCCCUUGAGCGAUGCAGCACUACAGGAGAGCUACAACAAAGGCCAGGAAGCCCUGCGUUUCUGGGAGAGCGUGGAGUCCUCAGAAAGAGACCCGGUUGCUGAGAAACCAGAUCUCUUGGUCACUGUUGUGACCGCCAGGAGAAGCGAGGGGAGGGACUAUCACUACCUGCUACAGGUGACGCACCGGCUAAUGUCUCUCCUUAAAACGUGUGGUGAGAAAUCAUGCGCCGAGGUCAUAAUCUGUGAUGUCGAAAGCGGUCCCGUAAACGAGGAAGUCUUGCUUGUGGAAAAACAGUUCCGGGUUGUUCGACGUUCUCCAGGUGAGGACCACUACAGCGGGGAAGCGUCCAGCGUCUUCGAGAGGGAGAAAAGAGACUAUGUUUUUUGUCUGCGAAAAGGAUGGGAGGCUAUGAGGCCAAAAAACAUCGUCGUCCUGGAGGAUGAUGCACUGCCAAUGGCAGAUUUCUUUCUGUUGGUUAAAAACUUGCUGUUAAGGAAAUUCGCCCUCAACAGUUUGUACAUUAAGCUCUACCACCCGGAACGUCUACAGAGGUAUUGGAAUCCAGAGGUGUAUCGGAUACUGGAAUGGCUGGGAUUGGGCCUGUUUGUUGCUACUAUCCUUCUCAUCAUAUUGUCACACUAUACACCUCUCUCUUUUACCCUCUCUCCUCCUCAUCUUGUUUUCAUGACUCUUUAUGUAAUGGCUGUCGUUGAGCUGACAGGGAGACACUACCUCCUGGAGUUUAGACGCCUCUCGCCCCAGCUGUAUGCUGUGUCGCCCGCUACUGAAUGCUGCACCCCUGCUAUGCUCUUUCCAGGCAAUGCAUCACUUCGAGCAGCAGAGUACCUGGACCAGGUUGUCUGCGCUCAGGGUAAUGCCAAAGAUAUGGUGCUGUGGAAGAUAGCGAGAUCGACACCAGGAGAGAGGGCACAUAGUGUUGAACCCAAUUCUGUCACGCAUAUCGGAGCUUACUCCUCCAUCCGGAUCAACCCUGCUCGACCUAGAUUGAUUUGAUACCUAUUUUUACAAGUGUGAAAGUCAUUUUUAGGCACUAAAAUGCAUAUACCUCUAGCACAGAGUAUAUCUGACACUCUGACUUUCAUAUACUUUUUCAUUCGGAUACAAAGUUUUAACGGAAACAUGUUUGUAUUCUAUUUGAAUUUUAUAAAAGAACUUUGUGUCAUUGAGAAAAUGUUGUUAUGGUUAUUAUUUACAAUUUGCUGGAAUAACAAACACCUUCAAUUCUGAAUUUCACUCACGCUA